Messenger RNA from Didymodactylos carnosus, 882 nucleotides. NCBI's taxonomy places the organism in Eukaryota, Metazoa, Rotifera, Eurotatoria, Philodinida, Philodinidae. The record is from the annotation of a GenBank genome assembly.
AUGGAUGCUUCCGAUAAUUAUCAUGAUGAUGAAACGACCACUAUAACUGGGUACAAACAACAACUCGAACAAUGUUUAAAUGAUCGAAUACCAAAGACAGAACAAAUUAUACUUCUAUUAGACGCUGCUGAAAGUUUGAAUAAAAAAUCGUCAUUAUCAUUCUCGUCAUCCUACUAUUGGCUUCCGAAACAGUUACCAUCAAAUGUGAAAUGUAUAUUAACAAUCGAUGCAAGUGAAAUACUUGCUUUAAAUCAAUACUUUUUCGACGAUGACAGCAGUGCAAACGAACAUGAUCGUCACGAUGACGAUGAUAAUAAGGAAACAAGAAACAAAAUCGAACAAGAGUUCAACAUUGAAUUACAAAAGUUUAAUUAUACAGUAACAAAAGAAAUCUUUGGACAGUGGUUCAAAAAUGACAAAAGAAGACUUAGUGAAGAUCAGUGGUUGGACUGUUCUGAUAUCUUAAGUGGUAUUUAUAAAAUGCAUGAUUCGGUGUUUCCGCGGGAAUUGUUUCGAAACACAUACCUUUUCGAUGAAUGCCAUAGUUUGCAUUCGUAUGACGUAAUGUCCAGAACUUUUCGUCAAUUCUAUCGUAUCCCAGAAAUAAUUGAUUAUUCGCUGCAGAAGCUGUACUCGAAACAUGGUCAGGUUUUAGUACAGCGUGCCCUGCAAUAUAUAUGGCUGAAUAAUGAAAUGAAUGAAAAUGAGCUGAACGAUGUUUUGUCGCUUGAUGAUGAUGUUUUAAGUAGCGUCUACCGGUUUUUUCUUCCUUCGGAAGCCGUUUUUCGACUGCCAGGCACACUUUGGGUACGUAUUCGAAAUGAGUCGGAGCAGUAUUUAAUUGCAAGGGAUUCUGCGGGUGUUUCCACUAUUCAUUUGUAA